CGUCACUCCAUUUCCAGGCGGCGGCGGGUCAGUUCGGCGGUAGGCCGCGUGUGAGGGCUUCCCUUCUCUUCCUUCUUCCUGCCUUCCUUCUUCGGUUCCUUCGCUGGCGGCGAUGGCGGUGCGGGCCAGCUUCGAGAACAACAACGAGAUCGGCUGCUUCGCCAAGCUCACCAACGCCUACUGCCUGGUGGCCGUCGGGGGCUCCGAGGGUUUCUACAGUGUAUUUGAAGGAGAGCUUUCUGAUACCAUCCCUGUAGUCCAUGCUUCUAUUGCCGGAUGUCGAAUCAUUGGCAGAAUGUGUGUGGGGAACAGGCAUGGAUUGCUAGUUCCAAAUAACACCACAGAUCAAGAACUUCAGCACAUUCGAAAUUGCCUUCCAGACUCAGUGCGAAUCCAGAGGAUAGAAGAGCGCCUCAGUGCCUUGGGGAAUGUCACUACUUGCAAUGACUAUGUAGCACUGGUUCAUCCUGACAUUGACAGAGAAACAGAAGAGAUUUUAGCAGAUGUACUGAAAGUGGAAGUAUUCAGACAGACUAUAGCCGAGCAGGUCCUGGUAGGAAGUUACUGUACUUUCAGCAACCAAGGAGGACUGGUGCACCCCAAAACGUCCAUUGAAGAUCAGGAUGAGCUCUCCUCAUUGUUGCAAGUCCCACUUGUGGCUGGGACUGUUAACCGUGGCAGUGAGGUGAUUGCAGCUGGAAUGGUGGUGAACGAUUGGUGUGCCUUCUGUGGCCUAGACACAACCAGCACAGAGCUCUCUGUUAUUGAGAGUGUUUUCAAACUCAAUGAAGCCCAGCCAAGUACCAUUGCCACAACUAUGAGAGACUCUUUAAUUGACAGCUUAACAUGAUGUUCUCCCUGGCAACUGUAGAAGCUCUGCAGUAGUGAAAACGUCUGAUCGUAAUCAAAACAUUUUCCUGAAGUAAAUAUUUUCUUUAAAACUCCUGCAACCCCAGGACAGAAGGACUAUAUCACAAUCUGCUUCAGAACCAUAUUGUCAUAAACUUCUUUUGGCAAACUUUGAA
This is a messenger RNA of Anolis carolinensis (green anole), 1025 nucleotides long. RefSeq names its product eukaryotic translation initiation factor 6 (gene eif6). The record is from RefSeq and is a predicted model, not a curated record. Gene Ontology annotation, molecular function: ribosomal large subunit binding. The coding region runs from base 113 to 850 and encodes 245 amino acids. NCBI's taxonomy places the organism in Eukaryota, Metazoa, Chordata, Lepidosauria, Squamata, Anolidae. Gene Ontology annotation, biological process: cytosolic ribosome assembly; maturation of LSU-rRNA; ribosomal subunit export from nucleus. Gene Ontology annotation, cellular component: cytosol; nucleolus; preribosome, large subunit precursor. The transcript is spliced from 6 exons.